Ostrea edulis (European flat oyster) is the source of this 3478-nucleotide messenger RNA. Its product is annotated as solute carrier organic anion transporter family member 2B1-like. The coding region runs from base 2183 to 3181 and encodes 332 amino acids. The transcript has 4 exons. Gene Ontology annotation, cellular component: membrane. Gene Ontology annotation, biological process: transmembrane transport; sodium-independent organic anion transport. Lineage: Eukaryota; Metazoa; Mollusca; Bivalvia; Ostreida; Ostreidae. The record is from RefSeq and is a predicted model, not a curated record. Gene Ontology annotation, molecular function: protein binding.
AUGUGUAUUGUGUUGUCGGUCUGUGGAUGAUACAAGGACAUUAAAAUAUCACGUUGUAUCAAGAUGGAUUAUCAAAUGCGAUUACAAAAUCAUGUUGCAUGCCUAUUGAUAAUCAAAUGGCAUUUGUGUAUUAUGUUCUAGGUCUGUGGAUGACAGAGAUAAACCAGCGGCACUUGGACUCAAUACCUGUCUAGGAUCCGGUCUAGCCUGGGGGUUAUCACCUAUACUGUAUGGGAAGGUGCUAGAUGCUUCCUGUCUUAUUUGGCAGUAUCCCUGUUCCUCGUCCGGAGCAUGCGAAUUGUAUGACUUUAGAAGUCUACGACUCUCAUUCCAUGGAACUUCUAUAGCGAUGAAAUUCGCGGCUUUGGUGUGCACCAUUUGUUUGGUCAUCUUAACGAGAAAUUGGCACGACUGGAAGUAUUCCAAAAAACCUGAGCCACAAAGGUCAUAUAUUGUUAUGACAAACGCCAGUCGCGAGCAACAGAAUCCAGUUGAGGACUAACAUUAAUCAUGAUGCGAAGAAAUUUUAUUUUUCUCUUGUUUGCUAAUUCAUUUAGAGAAGGGUGAUUUUCAAAAGCACAUGGUAGACAAGGAGAAAGACAAAGAUAAAAUAUUGAUAUUUCAAAACAUUUUAACUAUCAAUAAAGCACUUCUUUCCCAUUAUGAGUUAAUGGAGUUUUUCCCCCUACAAUAUCAAACAUUCUUUAUAUCCUUACAGAAUUUUCAACAUUCUCAUUUAAAAUCCGCUUUCCCGGGUUAUGAUUUUUUCUCUCUGCAAUGCCAUGGGUGCUUAGGUUCAGGACCCCCCCCCCUUCCGAAUAAGCUACAUGAGUUGAUUUAAUUUUAAUUUUUUUUUAGUGAAAAUAUUUUUCUACAUGUAAUACAUGUCAACAACAUCUUGCAUACCCCUGGAGUCCAAAAUAAUUCAAAAUAAGCCCUUUUAAAAAAAAUACCCUCACUGGUUAUCUGUUAUGAUAACCAGUGAGGGUAUUUUUUUUUUUAAAUAGGGUUUAUUUUGGACUCCAGGGUAUGCAAGACGUUGUUGACAUGUACAGGUACCUAUAUACUAAUAUAGGUCCCUGACACGUAUCAGAAAUAUUUUCACUAAAAAAAAAAAUUAAAUCAACUCAUGUAGCUUAUUCGUAAGAGGGGGGGGGGGGGGGGUCCUGAACCCAAGCACCUGUGUGCAAUGCUAGCUAACUUCAUCAUCCAAUAUAACAAUAAAAAAGCAAACUACACGAUUGUUUCUGAAUGAAAGAUCUUCAUGGCACACGUUCGAUCAGUGAAACAAACUACUUGCGAUAUGAUUUCCAAAUGUCCCGACCUAAUUAAGGAUCUUGAUUAUUGACUCAUUAAGAUGAAAGGACAUUCAUAAGACAAGUCCGGGACAUUUGUACAUUGUAUCUUCUCUAUUCGGGACGUUGAAUCAUUUUAGUACUAUAUAUAGAGGGGGUACAAUGCAGGUCACGCGGUCUUCCGAGAAAGUAAAGCGAAAGUGAUAUUGGUUUUCAGAAACAGAUUCAUUUAGAAUUUCAAAAAGCUUAAAAUCUAUGAUGUAACGAUAUAUUUUUAAAUUUUUCUGCUUAUACAGGGUACGAGAAAGAAAUCCAGGCUUAUCCCUGUUUAUUAUAUUCUGCGUUAGCCACAAAACCUUUUUAUAUACCAUAUCCAUAUGGUCAAUUGAUUUUUUACACGAAGAACUAACAUGUCUGCCAAAAAAUAUCGUCCUGCAUAUCGCAGCGAGCGGGACCGGAAGAUAUUCAAAUCAGUGUUUGACUUCCGUCCUGAAGGACACCAAAUUAUAUAUACAGUCAAUCCAAUUUUGAGACAGUCCUCGCAUUACGAUCACAUUAAAAAGCAUAAACAGAAAAUGCCUACUUUUGCAUACGCACUGCUGAUCAAACUACCAAUAUAAUUGUAUCUAACACAAAAUGACCAAUCUCUAAUCAAACAAUCACUUAAAUCUUUUCAAGAUUAAUAGGUAUGGUAUAUCUUUGAACAGAUGAUGUUUACAUGAACAAAUGAAGAUAACGAACAGUUAUCAAUCUCAUAUAUCUUAUAAAGUAUACUAAAUUAUGAGAGGGGCAAACACGGACACUUGGACAUACCAGAGGCGGGACCUGGUGCCUGGAGAAGUACACAUAAGCAUCCUCUGUUGACGGUCACACCCGCUGUGAUCUUGAUGAAGCUAAAAAGAUUCAUCAAUAUGGGACACGAUACAGACUUUCUGAGCAUUGUUAACAUGAACGCUGCCGGUCGUAAAGGUGGUAAAUUCAUGGAUUUUCGGAAGUUUAGUCUUCACAGCAUUGUAGAAAACGAAAAACCGAAUCUUCUAUUCUUGCCGGGCGACAAUCCAGAUCCUGACACGUUGGCCAAAAUGGAAUACGAAACUCUGGCUUUGGAUCAAGCAGAACAGGACACGGUGAUGCUCUACGAUGUUAAUCGUCUACGACUGAGCACGAAAUCUAAGCUACCGGAUAUCCCGAUACAAGGAGUGGAGCACGGGAAGUAUGUGGCUCCAAUGGUACAGAUCCUACCCCCACAACCACGAGACCAAACAUCUGUGGUCAAGGAAUUCGUAUGUGUAUCUUGGCAUUAUUCUCUCACAAUCUCAAACGGGUCACAGAACAUUUUCGAAAUUGGACGCAAAAUGAUGAUCUAUGCAGAAUUCAUGGCUUGGGUUUCGGGAAGUGAAGUUUUGAUUGGCGGGGAUUUUAACCUUGAAGAAAGGGAUCUCCAGAUACUGAUCACAGAACACAAUCAGAGGAUACAACAGCACGUGGAUGAUCUUAAGCCGUUCUUUGAAAGCGAGUACGGUCUGAUGCCAUGCAUGACAGAAGCCUCACAGCGGCCCACGAGACGUCAGCGCCAACUCAAACUUCACAAAUGUAAGAAAUCAAGGGCUGAAAAUUUCUUCAUUGCAUCCAAAGAAAUGCAGCUUUGUCGCACGAGGAAUGUCCAACUGGACAGACUCACGUACGGCGCCACCGAUCUAAAGUUGAAGGUCGCCACUAAAUCGCCUGAAUUUUACCCUGACCCGACCUACACACAGCAGGAAUACCAUCGUGGUCGCCCGAAGACUUGUACAGCAGAUAGGGUUCGAUAUUCCGAAUAUUGCCCUGCUCCAUCGUUCACCGAAAUGUACAUCCCGUCACGCCCUCCAAAACAUCACGGAGGAUGAACUCCAAGCUUGAAAAUGUUUCUGACGAACCGUGAAAAGCAGCUCUUCGAAACGAAAAUGUGAUGAAUCGAUGACAAGAAUCAUAAAACACAAUAAAAAGCCAAGUUUGUCUUUCAUAAGUAGCUAUUUGUAUCAUUGUCAUAUCUGUAUUCAAAUAUUAAAUGUACGCGAUGCACAGUAUCAGCUAGAGUUGUGAGUUUUGAUAAUGAUUACAACAAUGGAACUACGUUUGUGAAAAUGUUUUUGUGUUGAAAAUAUCAAUGUAAUUUCUUAUCGAAAUAAAUUAUGUAUCAAGUA